Molecule: messenger RNA, 1769 nt
Organism: Prosopis cineraria
Lineage: Eukaryota; Viridiplantae; Streptophyta; Magnoliopsida; Fabales; Fabaceae
Product: serine carboxypeptidase-like 51
Exons: 11
Biological process (GO): proteolysis
Molecular function (GO): serine-type carboxypeptidase activity
Source: RefSeq, a predicted model, not a curated record
ACCGAACAAACAAGCAGAAGAAUCCAGAGUCUGAGAAAUGUAAGCAUAGAACAGGGUGCUUCAGGAGUUGGUAUUGGAAAUUUCGAGGAGGUUGGGCCGUUGGACGCUAAUUUGGAGCCCCGGAAUUCCACUUGGUUGAGAAAAGCAGAUCUCCUGUUUGUGGACAAUCCAGUUGGAACAGGAUAUAGUUACGUGGAGGAUCAAAAGUUAUUCGUUAAAACAGAUGAUGAAGCAGCCACUGACUUGACUACAUUGUUGAUCGAGGUAUUCAAUGAGACUAAAAGCCUUCAACGCAGUCCUCUGUACAUCGUAGCAGAGUCUUAUGGUGGGAAAUUCGCUGUUACUCUUGCACUAUCCGCACUAAUGGCCAUUGAAGCCAAGACAUUGAAGCUUAUCCUUGGAGGAGUGGCAUUAGGAGACAGUUGGAUCUCCCCUGAAGAUUUUGUGUUCUCGUGGGGUCCUCUUCUGAAAGAUGUCUCUCGCCUUGACGAUAACGGCAUGCAAAAAUCAAAUAGUAUAGCUCAGAAGAUCAAGCAGCAGCUAGAGGAUGGCCAAUUCGUUGAUGCAACUAACUCGUGGAGUGAACUUGAGUCCGUCAUUAGCUCUAGCAGCAACAAUGUGGACUUUUACAAUUUUCUGUUGGAUUCGGGAAGUGAUUCAGCAACAUUAUUAGCAAUGAAGUUGGGAUUAUCGAGAGAAAUAGCAAUGGGCCAGUACUCCAAGUAUCUUACCUUAAGGAGGGCAUCUCCGGGUGGGGAUGCUGAUCUUGACACCUUACUAAAUGGUGUCAUAAAGAAGAAGUUGAAAAUAAUUCCUGAGAAUGUCACAUGGGGAGGGCAAUCUGGUGAUGUUUUCACAUACCUGGAAGGCGAUUUUAUGAAGCCAAGAAUUAAUGAGGUAGAUGAGUUGCUAGCCAAGGGAGUCAAUGUGACUGUGUACAACGGACAAGUUGACCUCAUUUGUGCCACUAAGGGGACUGAAGCAUGGCUCAGGAAACUCAAGUGGGAAGGGCUUCAAAAUUUCAUGAACAAAGACAGAACACCUCUUUACUGUGGAAAUAACAAAAGUACUAAAGGCUUUCUCAAGUCAUACAAAAACUUGUCCUUUUAUUGGAUCCUUGGUGCCGGCCAUUUUGUACCCACUGAUCAACCCUGUGUGGCAUUGGAUAUGGUGGCCUCCAUUACAAACUCACCACAAAGUAAGUAAUGUAAAACAGGAAAGCUCGCAACAAAAAUAAAGGAGAUUCAGCAGGCAAAUAAAAACAAUACUGAGCACUCGGCAAGCUUUGAAAUAACUCAACCCUCGGGAGGAAAAUUUGUGGAAUGCCUUUUCUUGUGUAUUUUUAAUUAUUAUUAUUAUUAUUCUUUACUCUCAUUAAAAAGAGUAUUUAUUAAUGUGUAAAAAACUACCGACCAAUUAACUGGGGGUAUUUUUAGAAAGAAAUUUUAACCGCAUGUCUUGAUUAUUAAUCCUGAUGAAUUAGUUACUUGUUUUUUAUAAGAAGGAUCACAGGCUAGAGGGAGUGUAUGCAACAAAAUGGGCAUGGACGGAUUUAAGGGGGGCCAGCAAGUGUGCUAUGACAAACUCAUCACAAAAUAACUAUUGUAGAACAGGAAAGCUCGCAACAAAAAUAAAGGAGAUUCAGCAAGCAAAUAAAUAACCCAAGCCAUGCGAGGAAAUUUUGUGAAAUGCCAUGUCUUGUGUGUUCCUCCUCGUCCUUUAUAUUUUGAAACUACAGAAAGCUGAAUGCAGACUUAGGGGUGGGCAUU